Molecule: messenger RNA, 942 nt
Organism: Trypanosoma brucei brucei TREU927
Lineage: Eukaryota; Euglenozoa; Kinetoplastea; Trypanosomatida; Trypanosomatidae
Product: dihydroorotate dehydrogenase, putative
Exons: 1
Coding region: 1-942 (313 amino acids)
Biological process (GO): 'de novo' pyrimidine nucleobase biosynthetic process; UMP biosynthetic process
Cellular component (GO): cytoplasm
Molecular function (GO): dihydroorotate dehydrogenase activity
Source: RefSeq, a predicted model, not a curated record
AUGAGUUUGAAAGUUAAUAUUCUCGGACAUGAGUUUUCCAACCCGUUUAUGAAUGCUGCGGGAGUUCUCUGCACAACAGAGGAGGACUUGCGUCGCAUGACGGAGAGCGAAAGUGGUUCACUUAUUGGAAAGAGUUGCACACUCGCCCCUCGUACGGGUAAUCCUGAGCCACGCUAUUUUGGUUUGCCACUAGGGAGUAUUAACUCAAUGGGGCUUCCAAACCUUGGUGUCGACUUUUAUUUGAGUUAUGCUGCACAGACGCACGAUUACAGUAGGAAGCCGCUGUUCCUCUCCAUGUCCGGCUUGUCUGUAGAGGAGAGCGUGGAGAUGGUGAAGAAACUCGCUCCGAUAACGAAGGAAAAGGGUACCAUUCUUGAACUAAACCUCUCUUGCCCGAAUGUACCUGGGAAACCACAGGUCGGAUAUGACUUUGACACAACACGUACGUAUCUUCAGAAGGUGUCUGAGGCAUACGGUUUACCGUUUGGGGUGAAGAUGCCACCCUAUUUUGAUAUUGCUCACUUUGACAUGGCAGCCGCCGUGCUAAACGAUUUUCCUCUCGUGAAGUUUAUCACGUGUGUGAACAGUAUCGGGAACGGCCUCGUCAUCGAUCCAGCCAACGAGACAGUCGUGAUAAAACCUAAGCAGGGAUUCGGUGGACUUGGAGGGAAAUACGUUCUCCCAACUGCACUAGCGAAUGUGAAUGCCUUUUUCCGUCGUUGCCCCGACAAGUUGGUGUUCGGAUGUGGCGGUGUUUACAGUGGAGAAGAAGCUUUUCUACACAUCCUCGCCGGUGCCUCUAUGGUACAAGUCGGCACUGCUCUGCAUGAUGAAGGUCCCAUCAUAUUUGCUCGACUCAACAAGGAACUGCAAGAAAUUAUGACAAACAAGGGGUAUAAAACCCUUGAUGAGUUCCGCGGACGCGUGAAGACGAUGGAUUGA